This is a messenger RNA of Tarenaya hassleriana, 1423 nucleotides long. Its product is annotated as arp2/3 complex-activating protein rickA. The transcript is spliced from 2 exons. The record is from RefSeq and is a predicted model, not a curated record. NCBI's taxonomy places the organism in Eukaryota, Viridiplantae, Streptophyta, Magnoliopsida, Brassicales, Cleomaceae. The coding region runs from base 233 to 1228 and encodes 331 amino acids.
AGAGAGAGAGAGAGGAAAUAAUACAUUCACAAGGGACAUUGUAGUUUGGAGCUCACUUGUAUUUGCAUGAAUCACAUAAAAGAGGAGAUAAGCUUUCGCCCUUUCUUUUCGUUUUAUGCAACUCACUCUAUAAAACCCCACAAUUUCUCCAUAACCUCUUCUUCUCUCAAACCCACAAAACACAGAGAGGGAGAGGCUGAAAACUGAAACGCCGAUAUAUAUAUAUACAAUAAUGGAAGAAAUGGCGAAAAGGGUGUGGCUGGUUCUGGUGAUAUGUUUAGGAAUCGUCGACGGCGGUCUGUCAGAGAAACACCAUCAUCAACAGCAGCCCAUGAACAAGAAACGUUCUUCUGCAGUUGUUGUCGGAACUGUCUACUGCGACACUUGUUUCAUGGAUGUUUUCUCCAAGUCUUCCAGCCACUUCAUUUCAGGUGCUUCAGUUGAGGUGCAGUGCAUAGACGAGUACUCGAAGCCGAGUUUCAGACAAGAAGUGAAGACAGAUGAAGACGGCAAGUUCAGGGUUAAGUUGCCUUUCUCUGUCAGCAAACAUGUGAAGAACAUCAAGAGAUGUUCUGUUAAAUUGCUGACCAGCUCUGAACCUUACUGUUCCAUCGCUUCUUCCGCUUCUUCGUCUUCUCUCCGACGUCUUAAAUACAGACAUCAUGAAACCCGAGUCUUCUCCGCGGGUUUUUUCACGUUCAAACCAGAAAAUCGGCCCGAAAUCUGCAGCCAGAAACCGAUCGGCCUCAAGAAUUCCGAGACUUCCUCCUUACCCGACCCUGCGUUUCCUCCUGCCCUUCCCGACCCUUCUCCUAUUCCGUUCCUUCCUUCACUUCCUCCAUUGCCUCCUCUCCCUUCCCUCCCUCCUCUUCCUUCUCUUCCCCCACUUCCCCCGAACCCAGUUUCCUUGCAGAACAAGAAAGUAGAUUCCUUGGGAGUCAAGAAACCCGAUGCACAACCCGAUUUCUUCUUUCCUCCAAUCCCUUUUCUCCCUCCGCCGUCUCUCCUUCCUCCGAACCCGUUACUCCCACCGCCCUCGGGCCUUCCCCCGCUCCCGUUUCAACCGCCUCCUGCCCCGUUGCUCCCUCCUCUCCCUUCAAUUCCUACCCUUCCACCAGUUCCGGGGUUAAAUCCUCCUCCUUCACCUCCUCCUUCUCUCCCGAUUCCACUCCCUCCCAUCUUCCCCGGUAUCCCUCCGGCCUCACGUUCUUUUUAUAAACACCCUUAAGCCAUGGUUUUACAGUUCCAUAUAUAUAUAUAUAUAUAUAUAUGUACACGUAUGCUUUUUCUAUGUAAUGAUUCUCUUUUAUGUUUGAUAAUUUCCUUUAUAUAUAUGCCAUAUUCCUCAUGUUCCUCUUUUGAUUUCUUGUGUUGUAGUUUGUAAUUGGAAUAAACUUUGUAACUUUGUUUGUUGGAAUUAUUU